Messenger RNA from Mytilinidion resinicola, 676 nucleotides. RefSeq lists its product as uncharacterized. The transcript has a single exon. The record is from RefSeq and is a predicted model, not a curated record. The coding region runs from base 47 to 469 and encodes 140 amino acids. NCBI's taxonomy places the organism in Eukaryota, Fungi, Ascomycota, Dothideomycetes, Mytilinidiales, Mytilinidiaceae.
AAUCGAAUUUGUCCAUCAUGAUGGAAAUAGUUGCGACUAUGGUCGAAUGAGUGACGACAUGCGGACCUUGCAAAUGUCGUCUAAACUAGUCGAAGACAACCGCGUUUUAUUGAGCAUAGCAUUGGAUAAUGUAGCAUCCAAGGAAAGCAUACAUCUUCAAGGUCUCAUAGAGCGGGAACAUUCCGAACAAGACCUCGAAGAGAACAUGUAUCUCAAAGGGAGGGCGGACGAGUUUACACUACCUCCAUAUGAGUGUGGAUCUCCAAGAUGUACAGAACUCUCGCCAGCAACCCAGCGAAGGACGAUUAUACGCAUGCCACCACUUCUUAUGUUGCAUCUCAAACGCUUCAACGACAAGCUGAAAAAAACACGAGAGCAUGUGCAGUUUCCCCUUGAUCGGCUUACGAUAAAGCUCCGAGAUGAAAGGUCCGCGCCUUAUAAGCUAUGUGGCUUGAGCUAUGUGGCUUGAUCGAGCACCGCGGCGCGGAGAUCAGUAGCGGCUAUUACGUCGCAUAUGUCUUGGUCGGAGAACGCUAGAUGGCCUUAACCCUAACACGAGUAAUCCAAAAAGGAUUUACAGUCUCGUUAGGAACGGAUUACCGAAAUCGAAAAAUACGUCACCAGGUUCAUUUCUUUGUGCAUCGAUCCACCUUUUCGGACAGUCCCUGUUCCUUCG